Perkinsus marinus ATCC 50983 is the source of this 336-nucleotide messenger RNA. Its product is annotated as queuine tRNA-ribosyltransferase, putative. Gene Ontology annotation, molecular function: tRNA-guanosine(34) queuine transglycosylase activity. Lineage: Eukaryota; Perkinsozoa; Perkinsida; Perkinsidae. The record is from RefSeq and is a predicted model, not a curated record. The transcript is spliced from 3 exons. Bases 1 to 336 code for a protein of 111 amino acids. Gene Ontology annotation, cellular component: cytosol.
AUGAAGCACUCCGAGACGCCCGGCCCGAACAGGUCCAAAAGUCCCGAGCCGAAGCGGUUCAAGGGCGACUACCAAAGCCCAUUGAAACCAGGAGAAGCUCUUCAAUUCGAGCUGCAAGGCACGGACGGCCGAGCUCGCGCUGGUGUUGUUCAUUUACCCCACGGGCCAGUGAAGACUCCCGUUUUCAUGCCAGUCGGCACCUACGGUACUAUCAAGGGACUACUCUCGGAAGAGGUAGAUGAGCUCGGUCCGGAGAUCAUACUGGCCAAUACAUAUCAUCUCGGGACGAGUCCUGGUGCUGAAUUAUUGCAAAAAGUCGGCGGACUACAUGAGUAA